Dibothriocephalus latus is the source of this 441-nucleotide messenger RNA. Lineage: Eukaryota; Metazoa; Platyhelminthes; Cestoda; Diphyllobothriidea; Diphyllobothriidae. The record is from the annotation of a GenBank genome assembly.
AUGCGUUUCGAUCUGCCCGACGAUGGGAAACAUUUAGCCUUCGUGCGGCCUCAACCUAUUCGGAGAUCCGUCCUUUGGCGCCUGCCGCUAUCUUCUCCCUUGGUCGACCUCUUCACGGUCUACAGCCCACCGCUGAUGGAGCAACAGUCAGGCACGCCUCUGGCACCGGUUCCUGGCACCCGCUCCCUUGCGGCUGUCCCUAUAACGAACACAGCACCACCACAGUACCCCCACAACGAUCAGCAGGGGCAGGCAAAUUCUGAAAGGUCAUUGCCCUUUGCGGAGUCGUUGCGCCCACCGCCAGCCUACCAACUGCGCCGUCUCAUCUUUACCACCUAUGCCCUCGAUCUUAAUGCCACCUUCUACGUGCCACAUCUACCCUCCUACAUGGAAGCAGCCCUGUGGGAGGACAAAUUUUGUGGAACUCUGAAUUUGGUGUAA